CACACUCACUUGCGCAAACACCAUCAUCGCACUCGCACCCACGGUCAGUUAUAUUAGCUCUCGACGUUAGCAAGCGUACGGUACGAUGGGGGGGAAGGGGUUUCAUGCCGAUAAGCUCCCGGAGAAGGAAGGUGAUGGGUUGGUCGCCUCGGGUUGGGAACGGUUGAAACGUGCAGUGGGCAUGGAAACGCCCGGCGGGGAAGCGGAUCAUCUACCCGACGACAGUCGCUACGAUAGGGUAGGGAGGGAUGGCGUCAGGAUACCACGCAUCAAAUACAGUGACCCCGGUGCCAUCACUCAGGUUGUCGAUUUUGCGCGUGCGGUGCCGAUGAUGGUACAGGCGGCUGCGGCGAAAACGAUAGAGUUGGCUAAGGCGAAAAUGGAAGAAGUGGCUAAAAAUAGACGGGGUUAAGUUAUACUACCUACCAACUUGGGCUUUAAAAGAAAGUGCUACUUACUAGGCCGUGUGGCCCAAAUGUUUCUCGGUUUCCCAAUUGUUGCGUGGAGUGCGUCCAGUCCGUGGACUAAGAAAAAGGAGAAAAACGUUACUAAAAAAAAGGAGAUAAACAAGAACGUAGGGAAAUUUUCUACCGCUGCAAGCUUUUAAUUCGUCCGUAGACUAAUCCAGCUACGGUGUAACCUUUUAUAAACAAGAACGUAGGGAGUACCAGAGAACCACAUUGCUCUUCGCCUUGUUCUCUGCGUUUCCUUCUGAA
This is a messenger RNA of Triticum aestivum (bread wheat), 716 nucleotides long. RefSeq lists its product as uncharacterized. The transcript is spliced from 3 exons. The record is from RefSeq and is a predicted model, not a curated record. NCBI's taxonomy places the organism in Eukaryota, Viridiplantae, Streptophyta, Magnoliopsida, Poales, Poaceae. The coding region runs from base 86 to 412 and encodes 108 amino acids.